CUGAUCCACUGUGAAAAUAAUCGGUAGUUGCAGCCCUAAAUAAGAGCAGAUUAUUAAGACAAAUCUGACUGUUGAUGACUCUUUUCCUCCUCCCUGCGGUCUCAUUUUGUGUCGAGUUAUUAUUCCUCCUGAUAGCCUGACCUCUUUACCUCUCUGUUAUCCUUUCUCAUUCACAGCUUUGGCAUUGGGAAACAAUAAUCCACACUUUAUAGACCAAACAACUAAUCAAUCAAUCGAGGAACUAAUCGACACAUUAAUCAAUAGGAAGUAUGAAGGAUGUAAAACUUGUGUAAAGAGCAGAGAGUAACAGAGAUAUAAGCUGGGUGUAUAAACAGAGCUAUAAGCUGGCACCAUGUUGCAUGUCGUUGGGUUUGUGCCGGGUGUGGUGUCUCUCCCCGUUACAGCAGCGUCUCCGUCACGCUGGUCUGUUGUUGUGCUGUUAGUUUGUUUCCAGCUGCGCUCGGUCCAGGCCACCAUCUGUCUGUCUUCGGGCUCCUCGCAGGCAGGCGGCUGCCUCUGUGCCUCAGACAUCCUCAGCUGCACGGCCGCCGGUCUCAAUCACAUCCCCGCGGAGAUGCCCAUCUCCGUCGUCACUCUGGAUCUCAGCCACAACCGCAUCGGGCAGCUGGAUGCCGGCAGCUUUCAGGGACUCUCUCGAUUGGAGACACUGCGUAUAGCGCACAACCAGCUGACUACGAUUCACCCGGGGGCGUUUCGAAACACCUCUGGGACUCUGCUGCGACACCUGGACCUGUCGUCCAAUCAGCUUCGUGUUCUGGAGCAGCAUUAUUUCCUCGAUAUGCCAGGAUUGGAGGAACUGUUGCUGUUCAACAACCGAAUAGUCCAUGUGGAGAGCAGAGCUCUGGCGGGACUGGGCAGCCUCCGAAAGGCCUACCUCAGUCACAACCGCCUCACCGACUUCCCUUUCUUUUCCUUCCAGGAGCACAGCCACCCUCACCUGUCCAUGCUCGACCUGUCCUCCAACCGCCUGCCCAAACUGCCCCUCGAGGACAUAUCAAACUUACCCCUAUCCGUUCAGCGAGGACUCUACCUUCACAACAACUCGCUGUUGUGCGAGUGCGCCAUGUACGGGCUCUUCCGGCACUGGGAACAGCAAGGCUUUGCCUCUGUGAGAGACUUCCAACAAGAGUACACCUGUCUGGUUUACGGGAUACAGAGAGGGACGGUGCGCUUCUUCCAACACAGACGCUACUUUGACAAAUGCAACUUGACCGGGACAAGUCAGGGGCUGAAGACGCAAGAGAGCAGCGUUUCGGUGAAGGUUGGGAGGCGACUGCUGCUGCACUGCCUCACUACUCUCGCCGGAGAACACGUGACGUUUCUCUGGGUGUCGCCGAAUCAGGAGUACGUGGCGCCACCGGGAAACAACGGCUCCUUGAAGAUGUACGCCAACGGCAGCUUGGAGAUCGCGGCGGCCCGUGCAGAGGAUGCUGGGAUCUACUGGUGCAUGUCGUUGGAUCGGGAGCAUCGACGCAAUGAGACACGAGAGGUCAACGUGACCGUGCUGCUGCACCAAGACGCCGAACAUCACGAGCCAUUCAACACCGGGUUCACCACCCUGCUAGGCUGCGUGGUGAGCCUGGUGCUCGUGCUCAUGUACCUCUACCUGACACCGUGUCGCUGCCCGCCCUGCCGCAAAGCCCCGGCCACCGCUACAGCGAGCCAGGGGAAUGAGGCCGGGGCCGGGAGUGCCCAAUCCUCUAUCCUCACCCCGACUCCGCCGGCGACCACUGAAGGUCCCGGCCGCAAGGUCAGUACCAACAAGCAUGUGGUGUUUCUGGAGCCAAUCAAAGAGCAGCAGAAUGGUAAAAUCAGGGUGGGACCGGGCGGACAUUUGGGUCCAGGGUUACUGUUAGAAGCAGAGCAGCACGCAAAGCUUCACAGCCAGUCGCAGCCGCCGCCGAGGGCGGGGGAGACGGACUGCAUCAUGUCCAUGUUCUCAGACACUCCCAUCAUGCUGCCAUAGCAACAGAGAGACACAGACUGGCACUAUCAUCACCUCUCACUCACUUCCUCCCUCCUCUGAUCCUGCGUUUCCUCCUCAACACCUCCCACUGCCCCCAGCACCAGGGUUGGGUAUCAUUUGGGUUUUUUCCGAUUACCGCUGCUAAAACGAGACUUUUAAGAUGGUGCUGGUGACUAAACAAAGCGUCAAUUAAAACGGUGCCUGAACCGAUACUUUAACAAAAGAAAAGCACACUUGUUUAAUAAUAAGGCCAUAUGGUCUAACUUAAAAGUGCUGUAGGUAGGAUUGUGAAAAUCUAGGACCUAGC
Molecule: messenger RNA, 2294 nt
Organism: Perca flavescens (yellow perch)
Lineage: Eukaryota; Metazoa; Chordata; Actinopteri; Perciformes; Percidae
Gene: amigo3
Product: adhesion molecule with Ig-like domain 3
Exons: 1
Coding region: 353-1987 (544 amino acids)
Biological process (GO): brain development
Cellular component (GO): membrane
Molecular function (GO): protein binding
Source: RefSeq, a predicted model, not a curated record